Messenger RNA from Oryzias melastigma (Indian medaka), 3021 nucleotides. It is a transcript of the gene lrrc8ab, whose product is annotated as leucine rich repeat containing 8 VRAC subunit Ab. The coding region runs from base 347 to 2734 and encodes 795 amino acids. The transcript has 4 exons. Lineage: Eukaryota; Metazoa; Chordata; Actinopteri; Beloniformes; Adrianichthyidae. Gene Ontology annotation, molecular function: protein binding. The record is from RefSeq and is a predicted model, not a curated record.
GGCGGUCGGAGGCCACAAACGUCCCAGCUUUGUGUCGGUGGAACUUCACAAACAUUAGCUUGCUAGCUAAGCGGCUACCUCCAGCAAACUCCACUUGUUUACACAUUUUAGCUUCCAGAGAAUUAUUGGAGUUUUUCGGGACAUCGUAUAUAGUCUCCUGCUCAACCAUGUUAACAGCCAUCGUUCAUGAAGUGCAUUGGAUGCACAGACAGUGGAAGGUCAGCUGGGGCCAUCAUCAGGAGCUGAGACGGAGAUAACACUUCCACACGGACCUGUAUGCAUACCUGCUGGACCUCCAUCAACCAAAUAAUCCGACCUCAACGCUGGAAAUGUUGCUAGAUAAGCCAUGAUACCCAUCACUGAACUGCGGUACUUCGUGGAUACACAGCCAGCUUACCGCAUCCUGAAGCCAUGGUGGGACGUGUUCACGGACUACAUUUCUAUCGUCAUGCUGAUGAUUUCCGUGUUUGGAGGAACGCUGCAGAUCACUCAGGACAAAAUGAUCUGCCUGCCCUGCAAAUGGGUCGUCAACCAAACCUGCAAGAAGAACUUUAGCUCGACUGUAUCCUCGUCCUUGUUCAUGGAACCCAAAGGGAUCCAGUAUGAUUUGGACCGACACCAGUACAACUACGUUGAUGCCGUGUGCUACGAGAACAGACUGCACUGGUUUGCCAAGUACUUUCCCUACUUAGUAUUACUUCACACCCUUAUUUUUCUAGCUUGCAGCAACUUUUGGUUCAAGUUUCCUCGGACUAGCUCCAAACUGGAGCACUUUGUUUCCAUCUUGCUGAAAUGCUUCGACUCUCCGUGGACGACCAGGGCUCUGUCGGAGACGGUGGUCGAAGAAAGCGACCCGAAACCCAUGAAAAUGAACGGCUCAGUGGACCACAAAGAAUCGGUCAUAAGUGAAGACGUGGAAGCGAGCGUCCCGAUGCUCCAAAGGACAAAGACGCGGUUCGAGCAGGGCAUCGUUGAUCGGACAGAAACGGGAGUCUUGGACAAAAAAGAAGGCGAGCAAGCCAAAGCUCUGUUUGAAAAGGUGAAGAAGUUCCGCAUUCACGUGGAGGAAGGAGACAUCGUGUACCGACUGUACAUUCGCCAGACCAUCAUCAAAGUCAUCAAGUUUGUUUUGAUCAUCUGCUACACAGGGUAUUACGUGCACGACAUCAAAUUCAGCGUGGACUGCGCUGUUAACAUAGAGAGCCUGACUGGUUAUAGUGUUUACCGCUGUGCUCACCCGCUAGCGACUCUUUUCAAAAUCCUAGCUUGUUUCUACAUAAGCCUGGUUGUGGUUUACGGUUUGAUCUGCAUGUACACACUUUGCUGGAUGCUGCGUCGCUCUCUGAAGAAGUAUUCCUUCGAGUCGAUUCGGGAAGAGAGCAGCUACAGCGACAUACCGGACGUCAAGAACGACUUUGCGUUCAUGUUGCACAUGAUCGACCAGUAUGACCCGCUUUACUCCAAACGCUUCGCCGUCUUCCUGUCAGAAGUUAGCGAGAACAAGCUGAGGCAGCUCAACCUCAACAACGAGUGGACUCUGGAUAAGCUCAGGCAGAGGAUCACCAAGAACUCUCAGGAGAAGCUGGAGUUGCACCUCUUUAUGUUGAGUGGCAUCCCAGACACCGUGUUUGACCUGAUGGAGCUGGAGGUUCUGAAGCUGGAGCUGAUUCCUGAUGUCACCAUUCCUCCCAUUAUCGCCCAGCUGGUUAACCUGCGAGAGAUGUGGCUUUAUCACACCCCAGCUAAAAUAGAAGCGCCUGCUCUGGCUUUUUUGCGUGAAAACUUGAAGUCCUUGCAUAUCAAGUUCACAGACAUAAAAGAAAUCCCUUUAUGGAUCUACAGCCUAAAGAAUCUCAGUGAGCUUCAUCUGACGGGGAACCUCAGCGCCGAGAACAACCGUUACAUCGUCAUCGACGGCCUCCGGGAGCUCAAGAGGCUCAAAGUUCUUCGUCUGAAAAGCAAUCUAACCAAGCUACCUCAAGUAGUGACUGAUGUGGGCAUGCACCUCCAAAAGCUGUCCAUCAACAAUGAAGGAACCAAGCUGAUGGUCCUGAACAGCCUGAAGAAGAUGGUCAAUCUGACGGAGCUAGAGCUCAUUCGCUGUGAUCUGGAGCGAGUCCCACACUCCAUCUUCAGUUUGCACAACCUGCAGGAAAUCGACUUGAAGGACAACAACCUGAAGACCAUCGAGGAGAUCAUCAGCUUCCAGCACCUCCACCGUCUGGUCUGCCUGAAGCUCUGGUACAACCAGAUCGCUUACAUUCCCAUCCAGAUCGGCACCCUAAACAAUCUGGAAAAGCUCUACCUGAACAGAAACAAGAUCGAGAAGAUCCCCAGCCAGCUGUUUUUUUGCCGCAAGCUGCGUAUCUUGGACUUGAGCCACAACAACUUAACAACUAUCCCAGCAGACAUCGGCUUCCUGCAGAAUCUUCAGUACCUGGCAGUGACGGCUAACAGGAUCGAGAGUCUGCCAAAUGAGCUCUUCCAGUGCAAGAAGCUUCGCACUUUGAACUUGGGAAACAAUUGCCUGCAGUCUCUGCCGUCCCGCUUCGGCGAGCUGACCGCACUGACGCAGCUGGAGCUCAGAGGAAACCGUCUGGAGUGUCUUCCCGUGGAGCUGGGGGAGUGCCGGCAGCUGAAGCGGACCGGUCUGGUGGUAGAGGAGGACCUUUUCAACACCCUGCCCUCCGAAGUCAAGGAACUUUUGUGGAAAGCUGAUAAGGAACAGGCUUGAAAAGCUCCGCGAGUGGCAUCGGAACGGCGAUAAACUCGGUCUAGACACAGGAAGCGCCGUCGGCACCGUCCCAAAGGAAGUCUGAAGUUGGCGGCAGUCUUGUUGUCGACGAGGCUGGGUCUCAGCACGCCGUGCCAGAUGAAGGAAUUCAGUCCGUGGUAGCUGUGGUUUGUUUUCUCAGUUUGUUUUAUCUUUAUGAACAGUUUCCUGAGCCUUCUCAACAAACCGGUGAUUCUCGCUGUAAUAAUGUAGCCGUCAGGAUUAAUAAACUGCAGGACAGUGGAGUA